Molecule: messenger RNA, 6403 nt
Organism: Impatiens glandulifera
Lineage: Eukaryota; Viridiplantae; Streptophyta; Magnoliopsida; Ericales; Balsaminaceae
Product: protein TRAUCO-like
Exons: 11
Coding region: 149-1516 (455 amino acids)
Cellular component (GO): Set1C/COMPASS complex
Molecular function (GO): protein binding; transcription cis-regulatory region binding
Source: RefSeq, a predicted model, not a curated record
CUUCUUCUCACUUGUCAUGUCCUCUGCCCCCGCUUAAUCGGCUCCGUCCCCUGGCGAUUUCACUUUUCGAGCCCUAAGAUAGCAAGAAUCCAUCCCCGAUCUCUUUCCUCCUCUGCACAAUUCAGUUUGAUAACAAUUCUCACUGACAAUGGAUGACGAUGGCGAUCGCAUCAUCGACGAUGAGAUUUACAGCAAUGGCGUCGCCAAGGAAAGUCUACCAGAAGCGGAAGAUACCGACACCAGCUUUCUCCCUAUGGAAACCGAUCGAGACGUCACUGCCGCCGUUGCCACUGCAACUCCCGACACGGAAACCGAUCCCUUAGCUGAUGUAAAGGUGGAGGCAGUAGCUUCCGAAGAUAUAACCAGAGAAUUCCAGGAAUUGCUGAAUUUGGAAAGAGUUUCGGAAGAUGAUGAGCCUCUUCCAAAGAAGCAGAGGCAGUUCUCUUUGUUGACAUCGACAACAGAUCAGGUAGCUAUUAAGGUAGAACACAUCGAAGAGGAAGAAGUAAAACCAGAGACGCCUGCAACAGAGGAAAUGUCCGCUGCCAAUGCACCAGCAACAAAGAUUGCCAAGAAAUACAAGAGAAAGAACAAUAUUUGGAGUAAACCUAAUUCCCGUAAAGUUAGGAGGAAACCAAAGAACAAAGGACAACAAGCUGAUGAUGAUUCUGUUUAUAUCACUCCUGUUCCUAGAUUUCCUGAUAAAAUCGAUGAUACUCCCGACAUGGAAAUCUGUAUGUCUAAGGUUUACAAAGCUGAUAAGAUUGAAUUGAGCGAUGAUAGAUUGAGUGUUAGUAGUACAAAGGGCUAUAGAUCAGCUAGAGCCACCAGAGGUGUUGUUGAAGGGGCGUGGUAUUUUGAGAUUAAAGUGGUAAAUCUAGGGGAGACUGGACAUACGAGGUUGGGAUGGAUUACAGAGAUUGGGGACUUGCAAGCACCUGUUGGAUUUGAUGCAAAUAGCUACGGGUACAGAGACAUCGACGGGUGUAAGAUAUAUAAGGCUUUGAGGGAGAAAUAUGGGGAUGAAGGUUACACAGAGGGUGACAUUAUCGGGUUCUAUAUUAAUUUGCCUGAGGGAAGUAUCUACGCUCCCAAGGAACAGAAUUUGGUCUUGUACAAAGGGCAAAAGUAUGUUUCUAAGUCUGCUGAUGGGAAAGAAGAAGAUCCAAAGGUUGUACCAGGAAGUGAAAUAUCUUUCUUCAAGAAUGGGAUAUGCCAAGGAACUGCUUUUUCGGAGCUCUUUGGUGCACGUUACUAUCCUGCAGCUUCAAUGUACACUCUUCCAAACCAACCAAAUUGUGUUGUCAAGUUCAACUUUGGCCCUCAUUUUGAUUUCUUUCCGAAUGACUUUGGCAACCGUCCUUUCCCAAGACCCAUGAGUGAAGUUCCUUAUCAGGGCUAUGAAGUCAAACCUGAUAAUGGUGAUGCAUGGUCUUAUGGUGGAAUAUUUACUAUGUUGAAUAUGGUGAAAGGUGCCGAUUUUGAAAUUGCAAACGCUGCAGAAGCAACCUGUUAAACUAAGAAGGUGAUGAGAUACACAGAAGACGGCGAUUUGGAGAAGAAGAUCGGAAUGAUACGAACGGAGAUGAGAAUUCGAGAAGAUGAAGAUGAGACCAAGGAGAACAAGCUAAAUGAGAAGCUAGACAGAUCGCCACAUUCCUCUCCCUUGAGAAGGAGACGAUUGCGUAGCCUGCAUCUAAGCCCUUCGAAUUGCCAUCGGAGGUUCGGAAAACUGGUUUGAAUUGACAAUGCAUCUUUCCAGGAACUACACCAUCUUCCUCUAUCAAGGGGACAAUUUUGAAAAUCCCCUUCUUUUUUGUGCAUCGAUUUCCAUCAAAAAUAGGUCGAAUUAGUUGAAAUACCUGUUCCAUCUCCCAUAGUAGGCUGAAAAACCGUCUUCAUUACCAUAAAAGGUAACGCAAGAAGCGUUCAAAGCAUUACAAAUUGAAAUGAGAAGAGAAACAAAAACAGUAAGAACAAUGGGAGAAAAAUGAUACGAGCGAGAGUUCAGAUGAGAAGAGAAAAGUCACGAGAAAGCUGACUUGAGAGUUGUAAUCAAAUAAGGAGAAAGAAAAGGGAAAUAGAGCUAUUGUUCAUUCAACAUACUUUGAGAAUCUCGCCCAAAAUCUGUUACAACCAUAGUGAUGAGGUGGCCUAACAACUAAGGGCCAAAACUAAAAAAUAAAAAGAGGUCAGGGACUUCAACAGAAAAGGAAAAACAGAAAUAAGAACAGACAAUUGAAACUGAUCUAGUGCUUCCACGGCCAUUAGAUCAAUCUCUAGUUGCCGUUGUAUCAAUACCCAUUCUUCAAAAGCUCGGCGUCCUCGCCGAAUUUGGACAGAACGUUUCUUCUUAUUUCCCCGAGCCACAAACGUCUCCGGAUGUUGAAGAAUCAGUGCCUCUGCAUCUUCCCACGAAUUCUCCUCGGUCCGACCACUUGAUUAACACCUGACGACGACGUCCGUCUUCCAUGGCCACUACCUUUCAUCCCGCCGGAAUUCCAUUAGUCAAAUUCAAGCUCGGAAUUUCUUCCACUCUACUCGGCGUGCCCUUGUACUCCUUCAGUUGAGAGCUGUGGAAGACAUUAUUUAUCUUUGCCUCUUGAUUUAAUUCCAAUCGAUAACUGGCAGUAGGGUUGGAGCUCAACAAGAAUCAAGUCAUCCACUGCUUCUUUUCUAUGCUUAUUUUGUACUUGUUUCAUUUGAUUCUGAGCUCUUGCCAAAUGAAACAUGAGAAGUUGAAGUGUUGCCUCCCUCGAUAGAAAAGUUCAGUUAAUAUCUUCAAUCUCGAGUCAUCCGCUUUAAACUUCUCAUUUUGAAGCAAUAUAUGGUUAUAAACCAUUAGUGCACACUCCAUAUAUCUCAUUGAUGUGGACGUUGCCCUGUCAUACACCUCAAAUAAGUUUUCAAACAAUUACUUCAGUCUCUCCAUCAGUUUGCGGAUGAUAAAGUUUGAUGUACACCUUGUAAUUUCAAAAAUUCACACCAAAAGGUACUGAGAAAGAUUUUGUCUCGAUCACUUACAACAGAUAGUGACAUACCAUGGAGUUUAAAGAUAUUUUGAAUGAACACUUCCGCUAUCUUCUUGGCUGUGAAGGGAGGUUGAAGACCUACAAAGUGAGCCUUCUUUGAUAGACGAUCAACCACAACCAAAAUAGUUGUUUUUCCUCUCACUUUGGGUAAGUGUUCAAUGAAAUCCAUCGAUAUUGAUUCUCAAAAUUUAUUCGGAUUGGACUAGGUUGAAGAUGACCUUUCUUACACGAAUUGUCUGCUUUGUUUCGUUGACAUACAUCACAGGUACGUAUGAAUUCUCGAACAUCUCUUGCGAUAUUUGUCUAAAAAUAUACCAGUUGUAGUUUCUUUAAUGUUACUGACAGACCCGAGUGACCUCUAGUGGGACUAGAGUGCAUUGAAGCAAUAAGAAUUGUUCUCAACUCUGGAUUAGAGCCAACCAAUCUCUCAUCUUUACAUGUGUUAUCGAUGAAUGUGAAGCUCGGUUGAGUCUCAAUAUCCUCUUGAAUUAGUUUGAUCAGGUUGGAUCAGAAUUCCAAGUCAGGUUAAUCCUUGUUAUAACAGGUGAAUUAUACAAUAAAAGGCCUGUGCACUGCAUCUCCGCAGGUCUUCGUGAUAGAGCAUCAACAACAACAUUAUGAUGAUCUUUCUUGUAUUGCACAGUGAAAUCAUACCCGACCAACUUGUACAACCAUUUUGCUUGAGCUGGAGUUUGAACUCUCUGUUCAAGGAGGUGUUUCAGAAACUCAUGAUCCGUUUUCACCACGAACGGUUUAUAUCGCAAUUAUGGCCUCCAUUUCACUACUGCAAAUGUGAGAGCUAACAAUUCUUUCAUUGUCGCUCGACUGAAAAUGCUAUGGGACGGUUGUUCUGCACCACUACUUUCCCAAUGCCGAAGCCACUCACAUUUGUCUCUACCACAAACGGAAUAGAAAAUUUUGGAAGAGCCAAGAUGGGAGGUGUCAUCAUAAGUGAUUUGAGCAGUUUAAAGGCCUCCUCAACUUGAUCGUUUCAUGCAAAGUUACCUUUUUUUAGCAGCUCAGUUAAAAGACGCAGUCACACCAUAGUUUUGAAUGAAUCUUCUAUAAUAUGAUGAAUGGCUUCAGAACCGUGUUCAUGAGACUUUGAAAAGUAGAGGGCGCAUUGGUCAAUCCAAAUGGCAUACUAAGAACUCGUAAAACCCCUCAUGAGUGCGGAAAUCAGGCAUGUGACAGUCUUUAUUCGAAUUUGAUGGUAGCCUAACCGAAGAUCGAGUUUGAAAAAUACCUCCGAACCGUGAAGUUCUUCAAGCAGUUCUUCAAUGAUCGGUAUGAAAAUUAUUCUUAAUUGUAGCUGCAUUUAGUUGUUUGUAAUUGAUACAUAUUCACCACGAAAGAUCCUUUUUUCGCACUAGGACCACUGGUGCAGUGAAUGCACUAUGACUAUGUUGUAUUAUUCCUUUGUCUAACAUAUCAUUUACCAUAAUUUAAUUUCACCCUUUAGAAUGGCAGGACACCUAUUGGCUGAGUUACUGAGUAUCCUCAGAUUUGAUGAGAUCGUGGUCACGUAGAGGAGGUAGUCCCAUUGGGUUUUAGAAUAAGUUUUCAUAUGCUGCAAGUACGUGAGCCAAUUCUUACGGUGCUUCAUGAAGACUCAGCUGAAAUAGCAAAAAACUGACUCAUACUGUCCUCUGGAUUUCUCAUUUGAACAAAAGGAGGACCAGACUACAUCAUAACUUGACAUAUCUAGUAGCCGCAUAUCAGCCACAUAUUCUUCAUCAUUCAUAGUCUACUUAAGAUUCUUACAAUACCCCUCACUCAUUAGGUUAAAACCAUAAGCCAUUUUCACAGAUAAGGAUGGAUAAAAUAUGGUGGUUAAUCUUCUUAAGAAUUCUGCAUUUGAUAAAGUUGUUGGUAUUACCAGUAUCUAUGAGAAUUAUAACAGGGAGUAGUUCAAUUUUAUCAUAAAUCCUCAAGGUUUGAUAGUUCUUGGAUCUUGACGGAGCAUGGAUAGAAAUAGAGGGUGCAUCACUUGCUGGUUUAAAACUGGUGGGGUUAAGGUAGGGCCUUUGCUAUAUUCAGAUUCAUCAACCUACUUGGUGUAUCAUAAAUGGAGGGUCCAAACUGUAGGUGUAAUGAGUUCUUAAAGCCUACCCAGGUGAGAGCUAUUGUUGGGUUUCUUGACUGCAGGUAAGAUCCAUACCACGUCGGAGCAUCUUCCUAGAAAUGAAUGAGCGCAAUCUCCACCUUCGUAAUGUUGAAAUCAUCCAGCCUUCCACAUCCGUGCCAUCAAACUUGGGAAAUCCACUUUCGUCAAGCGAGUGGGUGAAACAUAAGGUCUAUCCCUUUGUGGCACAUGUGAAUCAUCUGGGCGAUCAGCUCCAUCUAUACUCGCCAAUAUGUGUAGUUGUUCUUCAAUAGAAACUACUUUGCCUUCCAUCCAUUUUCGCACUUCCACCAACGUUGAGAAAUCGAAGCUACCGAUGUACACAGGAGUCGUUUAUUCGACUGAUAUCUAGUUUCUUGACCAUCGUGAGAAUUGCUGCUCUGAUACCAAUAGAUACGAACGAGAGUUCAGAUGAGAAGAGAAAAUUCACGAUUCGUCUAAGAAGAUGAAGCUGAAGGGAAAAUAGAGUUAUUGUUCAUUCGUUCAACAUACCAGAUGAACGAAUGCUACUAUAGCUAAUAACCAUCUCAAAGAAUCUCGCCCAACUUCAACAGAAAAAAUAAAUAAAUAAGAAUAGGAACUUCAUACUGCUCUAGUGCCACCAUGUGGUCCUCUUCCCGCUAUUAGAUCUAUCUCUAGUUGCCGUUGUACAAAUGAUAAAAAAAAAUGUCCAUUCUAUAUGACAAGAUUUGUUAGUAAAUUGUUAAUUUCAUGUGUUGCAGGUUCUUGGAAGGAGAUUCUAUAUGAGCUUGAUUUGAACAUAAAUCAGAAAUUGCUUCUUCAACCAUGGAGAUAUCUUUCACCAGAAUGCUCGAUUCUUCAAGGUUUGCCAGAAUGAAAUUUGAUGAAAAUUUGUAAAAAAACUCUUGUCCGGAUUCCAGUAGAGCGUUUAUUUGAUUCACCAAAUUUGAGAGGGAAGAAUACAAAACCGUAAAAUUUUGAUGAUAUGUUGUUCAAUUUUGUUGCAGAAGAGGAAAUUAUCUGUGUUUUGGGUAGGAAGAUCGGAAACUCUGAUAUCAAUGUUACACGCUUGAUCCAAGACUAAAGAGAACAAUGUAUCAAUAUUGUUGCAGAAGAGAGAAAAUGUUUUUGCUAAUUAUGUUGUCUUGUUUCAUCUUUUGAUAAUAACACGUUUGUAUCGAUAUAGUCUUAACUCUCAACAAAAAAUAAACGAUAUAGUAAUGGCUUGCAUUGUGCAACGUUUUGUGAAGAAAUUGUUGCAAUGUUAUUUUAAUGUUAUGUAACA